GCCUGAGGCUCAGCUGAUUGUGGGCCUUGAAGAUGUUGGCCCUCCCUGAUUUUUUUUUCUUGUAGUCAGUUGUUCAGGCUUAUUAGGAAAAGAGGGAGUUGUCGAACAGCAGAGGACAGCUUUGCUGAAUGUUGAGUUCAUCAGGCUAUAGGCCAACUGAGGGAUGCAGCUCUCUAGGCUGUAACAUAAGUUGCCGAGCCCUAGGCUGCUUUUACUCUGUGGACGGAUACCACCAGAAGCAAACUUCAAAACUAAACUUCAGGUUGCUUGAUCGACGUCCUCCCGUUGGGUCCCGACGAGGAGGAUGGAGACGAGCCCCAUCCCGGUGGUGACGGUCCAAACCGCCCCCUUCGACGACCAACGGCCCGGUACCAACGGUCUGCGGAGGAAGACAGCGGUGUUCGAGGGGAAGAAGAACUACCUGCAGAACUACAUCCAGAGCGUGUUGUCCUCCAUCGACCUGCGGGACCGACAGGGUUGCACCAUGGUGGUGGGCAGCGACGGCCGCUACUUCAGCCGAGCUGCCGCCGAGGUGAUAGUGCAGAUGGCCGCUGCCAACGGGAUUGGUCGUCUGGUAAUCGGACACAAUGGCCUCCUGUCCACUCCUGCUGUUUCCUGCAUCAUCAGGAAGAUAAAGGCUAUUGGUGGGAUCAUCCUCACAGCUAGUCACAACCCUGGAGGCCCCGGUGGAGACUUUGGAAUCAAGUUCAAUGUGGCAAAUGGAGGCCCAUCUCCAGACACUGUGAUGGAGAGAAUCUACCAGGUGAGCCGGACGCUUGAGGAGUAUGCCAUCUGUCCCGAUCUCCGCAUUGACUUGUCCAGGCUGGGAAGACAAGAAUUUGACCUGGAGAACAAGUUCAAACCUUUCAGAGUGGAGAUCGUAGACUCAGUUGAGGUGUAUCUACAACUUCUGCGAAACAUCUUUGACUUCAGUGCCAUUAAAAGUCUUCUCACAGGAUCAGAUCAGCUCAAGAUACACAUAGAUGCCAUGAACGGAGUGAUGGGCCCCUACGUACGUAGGAUCCUGUGCGAUGAGUUGGGAGCUCCUGCUAACUCUGCUGUCAACUGCGUCCCUCUGGAGGACUUUGGUGGCCGACCUCCAGAGCCUAACCUGACUUACGCCACAUCUCUGGUAGACGCCAUGAAAGGUGGUGACUUUGGCUUUGGAGCUGCAUUUGAUGCAGAUGGGGACCGGUACAUGAUCCUUGGAGAAAACGGCUUCUUUGUGAACCCGUCAGACUCAGUGGCCAUCAUGGCUGCCAACCUCUCCACCAUCCCCUACUUCAGACAGCUGGGAGUCAAGGGCUUUGCCAGGAGUAUGGCCACCAGCACCGCCCUCGACAGGGUAGCCAAAGCCAUGAAACUUGCACUGUAUGAGACUCCCACAGGCUGGAGGUACUUUGGGAACCUGAUGGAUUCUGGGCGUUGUUCCCUCUGCGGGGAGGAGAGCUUUGGGACAGGUUCAGAUCACAUUCGUGAGAAAGAUGGUUUGUGGUCUGUGUUGGUGUGGUUGUCCAUCAUGGCCGCCAGAAAACAGGGUGUGGAGAAAAUCGUCCGAGAACACUGGGCCAAGUUUGGACGUAACUACUUCUGCAGAUUUGACUAUGAAGGCCUGGACCCGCGCGCAGCCUUUUACCUGAUGAGAGAUCUGGAGGCAGUAAUCUCAGACAAGGCAUUCACCAGCCAGAAGUUUGCCGUAGGAGACCACAUAUAUGGCGUGGAGAGGGCCGACAACUUCGAGUACAUCGACCCCGUGGAUGGAACAGUGGCUCGAAACCAGGGUUUAAGGAUUGUCUUCAAUGAUGCGUCGCGCAUGGUGUUCCGGAUGAGCGGGAGCGGUGGAGGGAUGGGUGCCACCAUCCGCAUUUAUGCCGAGAGCUUCGAGAGAGACCCUGAGAGACACAAUAGAGAGACUCAGGUGGUGCUGGGCCCUCUCAUUGCCAUCGCCCUGAAGAUCUCCAACAUCCACGAGAGGACGGGACGCCGUGGCCCUAAUGUGAUCACAUGAGCAACCAGGACAACACAUACUCACAUGCACAUGCAUCUACCUGCUCACACAGAGAAAAUGCCUUCAAAAUACUCGUUCUUGUGCCUAUCUGCCAUUUUUUAAUAUCCCUUCUUUGUAGCGACAUUCUCAUUUUUCAUUUUUCUUUAAACGAUGACUAAAUUGAGGGAGCUAACUGCUGCAGUUUAUCUCUCAAAACGCAUGUUUAUGUUGCACACUGUCUCGCAGUUUUUAUUGACCACUAUCAUCUGUCAGAUUUUGAAAACUUAAACUAUUCAGUGUCUAAACCAGGGAGGCUAUUUAAUUAUUGCGGUGGAUAACCAAUGACAAAUAUGUGAACAGCAAACAUUGUCAGACAACAAUGUGAAGACUGACUGUUAAUGUUUGUGGCUUGCUUUUAUCAAGACUUAUUGACUAAGGGAGCAGAAGAGUUUUUGUAUAACAAUGCAGUGUUCACUUUUCAUAUUGCUUGUACCUGUCCUCUCAGAUAUGUCACUGUUUUUUCCGCCAAUAAUUUCAUGCAGAAGUAAUCAAACUGUUGUCUAAGUGUAAAAUAAAACAUGUGUCGCAUCGCAACUAAUAAAUCAGUGAAUUGAA
Messenger RNA from Micropterus dolomieu (smallmouth bass), 2602 nucleotides. It is a transcript of the gene pgm5, whose product is annotated as phosphoglucomutase 5. Bases 305 to 2008 code for a protein of 567 amino acids. The transcript is spliced from 12 exons. The record is from RefSeq and is a predicted model, not a curated record. Gene Ontology annotation, cellular component: sarcolemma; cell-substrate junction; adherens junction. Gene Ontology annotation, biological process: striated muscle tissue development; myofibril assembly; carbohydrate metabolic process. Gene Ontology annotation, molecular function: phosphoglucomutase activity; magnesium ion binding. Lineage: Eukaryota; Metazoa; Chordata; Actinopteri; Centrarchiformes; Centrarchidae.